AUGAAGGCUCUCAAUUCUGCUCAAAAGGCCAAACUUGUCCAGCAUAUCAAGAAUAAGGAACUCGAGUUGACCUGUCAGGCAAUUCGGAAUGAAGCCGACAAAUUAGGUCUUUACAACCAUGCCUCGUUGAGCGGAUCCAAACUCAUCGGUGGGCUCGAUAGUCAGCUCCGAACUCAUCAGCAGGGGGGUCAACAUGCGUCCGAGUACAUUCAUGGCAAUGAUGUCGGAUCAUGGGAGAGUGCCAGAGUCGUCAUUUGA
Pseudogymnoascus verrucosus is the source of this 258-nucleotide messenger RNA. RefSeq lists its product as uncharacterized. The transcript is spliced from 2 exons. The record is from RefSeq and is a predicted model, not a curated record. Lineage: Eukaryota; Fungi; Ascomycota; Leotiomycetes; Thelebolales; Thelebolaceae. Bases 1 to 258 code for a protein of 85 amino acids.